This is a messenger RNA of Corylus avellana, 5043 nucleotides long. RefSeq names its product relative of early flowering 6 (gene REF6). Gene Ontology annotation, biological process: chromatin remodeling; regulation of gene expression. Lineage: Eukaryota; Viridiplantae; Streptophyta; Magnoliopsida; Fagales; Betulaceae. Gene Ontology annotation, molecular function: histone H3K4me/H3K4me2/H3K4me3 demethylase activity. The record is from RefSeq and is a predicted model, not a curated record. Gene Ontology annotation, cellular component: nucleus; chromatin.
UCCCACUCCUCUGCCCCUCCCCUCCCCUCCCACAAUUUUUUUCACCAUCCCUCUCCUCCUCUGUCACAUAAAAAAACAGAGGAAAGGAAAUUCCUUUAUUAAUUAUUUUUUUCAGAGAAGCAAAAAAAAAAAAAAAAAAAUGGGGCGUAGAAUCUGAAUAGCUUCUUCUCUCUGCUUCGCUUUCGCUGCGAGUGUCCCAAUAUGGGUUGGGGGUGGGUUUGAAUGAGAGACCCAAAAGAGUAAUCUCACUCCCUCGACCUAAAUUCCACCUGUAUUGGUUUAUCAAUGGCAGCUUCGGAGGCAGCUCAGGAGGUGCUCCCAUGGCUCAAAACCUUACCUUUGGCUCCGGAGUACCACCCGACCCUAUCCGAGUUCCAAGAUCCGAUUUCCUACAUUUUCAAGAUCGAGAAGGAGGCCUCCAAGUAUGGAAUCUGCAAAAUCGUCCCGCCGGUGCCACCCUCGCCGAAGAAGACUGCAAUUGCGAACCUGAACCGGUCGCUGUCGGCGCGGAACCCAGAGUCCGAGCCCACAUUCACGACCCGGCAGCAGCAGAUCGGGUUCUGCCCAAGAAGGCCCCGCCCGGUUCAGAGACCCGUGUGGCAGAGCGGCGAGUAUUACACGUUCGAGCAGUUCGAGGCCAAGGCCAAGGCCUUCGAGAAGACCUAUUUGAAGAAGUGUGGUGGUGGUGGGAAGAGAGGUGGGGCUGGGGCGCACCCUUCGGCCCUGGAAAUCGAGACCCUUUAUUGGAAGGCCACCGUGGACAAGCCCUUCUCAGUGGAGUACGCGAACGACAUUCCGGGCUCGGCCUUCGUGCCGUUUAGUCCCAAGAAAAGCAGGGAGGUGGGGUGGGAGGGUGUGAGCCUUGGAGAGACUGCGUGGAACAUGAGGGGGGUGUCGCGGUCGAAUGGGUCUCUGUUGAGGUUCAUGAAGGAGGAGAUUCCUGGGGUCACGUCUCCGAUGGUGUACGUAGCCAUGUUAUUUAGCUGGUUCGCUUGGCACGUGGAGGAUCACGACUUGCACAGCUUGAAUUACCUGCACAUGGGGGCCGGGAAGACGUGGUACGGCGUGCCGAGGGACGCCGCUGUCGCGUUCGAGGAGGUGGUCAGGGUUCAUGGCUAUGGAGGAGAGAUCAACCCUCUUGUUACUUUUGCUAUUCUUGGGGAAAAGACCACAGUGAUGUCACCUGAAGUGUUUAGUAGUGCAGGGGUUCCAUGUUGCAGGUUAGUGCAAAAUGCUGGGGAAUUUGUUGUCACUUUCCCACGAGCCUAUCAUACAGGGUUCAGUCAUGGAUUUAACUGUGGGGAGGCAGCUAAUAUUGCAACUCCUGAAUGGUUGAGAGUUGCUAAAGAUGCUGCUGUUCGAAGAGCUUCUAUCAAUUAUCCUCCCAUGGUGUCUCAUUUCCAGUUACUUUAUGAUCUUGCACUGGCAUUAUGUUCAAGAAUACCUGCGAGCAUCAGUGCUGAACCACGAAGUUCUCGGCUAAAAGAUAAGAAAAAGGGUGAAGGAGAAACAAUGGUUAAAGAGCUAUUUGUGCAGAAUGUAGUACAGAAUAAUGACCUGCUUCGCAUUCUUGGAAACGGAUCUUCAGUUGUACUUCUUCCACAAAGUUCUUCUGAUAUAUCCGUUUGUUCGAAAUUACGUGUUGGAUCCCAGUUAAGAGUAAACGCCAGCUUGGCCCCUGGUUUAUGCAGUUCUGGGGAAGUGAUGAAAAUGAAAUCCUCAAGUGUAGUUUCUGAUGAUCUUGUGCGAGACAGGAACCAGGGAAUUGGGCUAGUGAAAGGUUCCUUUCCAGUGAAAGGAAAUUUUGGCUCUUUGUAUGAGAGGAACAGAAUAUCCUCAUUGAGUAGAUUUAAUAAUAUGUGCUCCUCAAAUUCCAAGACACUGAAUACAGACUGUGAAAGAGAAAACACAAUUCAAAGCGAUGGGUUGUCAGAUCAGAGACUAUUUUCAUGUGUCACAUGUGGAAUUCUAAGCUUUGCUUGUGUUGCCAUCAUUCAACCAAGAGAACCAGCUUCUAGAUACCUUAUGUCAGCUGAUUGUAGCUUCUUUAAUGAUUGGGUUGUUGGUUCUGGAGUAGUUGGUGAUGGGUUUACCAUUGCUAACGGGAGUGCAAUUACUUCUGAUCAGGAUAUUGGUACAGAACGGAUGGAGAAAAGUGCCCCAGAUGGUUUAUAUGAUGUCCCUGUUCAAUCUGUUGAUUACCAAAUUGAGAUGGCAGAUCAAAGUCAUGAAGGGGUUUCUAAUGCUGAAUCACAGAGAGACACUACUGCUCUUGGCCUAUUAGCUUCGACUUAUGGAAAUUCAUCUGACUCUGAGGAGGAUCAGGGUGAACCAGAUUUUCCUACAUGCGCUGAUGAAACUAAGUUGAUAAAUUGUUCGUCAGAAAGUAUAUAUCAACGUGAUAAUUCUGGUUCGCCUCCCAUGCAAGACUGCCCCCAUAAUGCAACUGGGGUUCUCAAGAAUGGAAGUCGAGCUUCUGACUGCUCUGUUGAGUUUAGAACUGAUGAUCGUACUUCCUUAAAGUCAAAUGGAUUGGAGGGCAUAUUAAGUGAUCCAAUGACAGUAUCCCAUAUUAGUUCAGAUUGUUCUCCAGAUGCCCAUGAUGCUGAGAAAACGAAGUUUGGCAAGGCAAUUGUACCAAUAGAGAACCCCAAUAUGUCAUUGGCUCCAAGAUCUGAUGAAGACUCUUCUAGAAUGCAUGUCUUCUGUCUUGAGCAUGCCAUAGAAGUAGAGCAGCAACUUCGUCCAAUAGGAGGAGUGCAUAUACUGCUCCUUUGUCAUCCAGAUUAUCCCAAGAUAGAGGCUGAAGCAAAGUUGUUGGCAGAAGAACUUGGAAUUGAUUAUCUCUGGAAUGAUAUCACAUUCAGAAGUGCCACCAAAGAGGAUGAGGACGGGAUCCGGUCAGCUCUGGAUAGCCAGGAAGCAAUUCCUGGCAAUGGGGAUUGGGCUGUAAAGCUUGGAAUCAAUCUCUUUUACAGUGCCAACCUUAGCCGCUCUACUCUUUACAGUAAGCAGAUGCCUUACAAUUUUGUUAUUUAUAAUGCAUUUGGCCGUAGUUCUCCGGCUAGCUCGCCUAGAAAAGCUAGUGUCUACGGGAGGAGGUCAGGCAGGCAGAAAAAAGUAGUGGCAGGGAAAUGGUGUGGGAAAGUCUGGAUGUCACAUCAGGUUCAUCCCUUUUUGGCAAAAGGGGAUCCCGAUGAUGAUGAAGAAGACAGAAGCAUCCAAACUUGGACAAUGCCGGAUGUGAAGCUUGAGAGAAAAACAGAAAGCACAGCAGUUAAAAGUGAAGCCCCCACGGUUAUCAGAAAAUAUCGUAGGAAGAGAAAGAUGACAGUAGAAAGUGGGUCUACCAAAAAAGCCAAAUGUAUUGAUAGAGAAGAUGCAGUUUCAGAUUAUUCUGUGGAAGAUAAUUCUAAUCGGCAGCAUAGCAGGACCCUAGGCAAACCAGCCAAAUCUAUAGAUAGGGACCAUGCAGUUUCAGAUGAUUCAUCGGAGAAUAAUUCUCAUCAGCUACAUUGGAGGACUUCUAAAAGCAAGGAAGCCUUUUUUGAUGAGAGAGAAGAUGCAGUUUCAGAUGAUUCAAUGGAGGAUAAUUCUCAUCUGCGGCAUAGGAGGAUUCUUAGGGGCAAGCAACCCAAAUAUUUAGAGAGAGAAGAUGCAAAAUCAGACGGUUCACCAGGGAAUAAUUCUCAUCAGCAUAAUAGGAGGAUUGCUAAAAGCAAGAUUGGGAGAGAAGCAUCUUCUGAUGAUUCACUGGAGGAUAAUUCUCAUCAGCAGAUUAGGAGAGUUCCUAGAAGGAAUCAAGCCAAAUGCAUUGAGAGAGAAGAUGCAGUUUCAGAUGAUUCACUUGGGGACAAUUCACAUCAGCAGCACCGGAGGCUUCCUAAAAUCAAGCAAGCCAAAGCCAUUGAGAGAGAAGAUGCAGUUUCAGAUGAUUCCCUUGGGGAUAAUUCACAUCAGCAGCACCAGAGGCUUCCUAAAAUCAAGCAAGCCAAAGGCAUUGAGAGAGAAGAUGCAGUUUCGAAUAUUUCACUGGAUGAUAAUUCUCAUCAUCAGCAUAGGAGGAUUCUUCGGAGUAAGAGAAUGAAACCAGAGACCCGUCAGCAAAUGAAGAAAGAGACCACUCGGCAUGUGAAACACGGGACCUCUCAGGCUGCAAAACAGGUGACCCGUCAGGUUAUGAAAAAAGAGACCCCUCAACAAAUUAAACAACGAACUCCUCGGCUUCGGAAUAAUCAAUCUGAACAGAAUGCUGGCCGGUUUGGCUUGUAUGUCGAAGAGGACCCGGAAGGUGGACCUAGCACACGCCUUAGGAAGAGAAUCCCAAAGCCCCCAAAAGAGCCUGAAGCCAAACCAAAAGAGAAGCAGCAAACUAGUAGGAAAAAAGUGAAGAAGAAUGCUUCUGCUGUGAAGGCUUCAGCUGGACACUAUUAUCCAAAAGUGGCGGAUGAGGAAGUAGAAUUCCUGUGUGAUGUUGAGGGCUGCACCAUGAGUUUUGGCUCAAAACAAGAGCUCGCCUUGCAUAAAAGAAAUAUCUGUCCAGUCAAGGGCUGUGGGAAAAAGUUCUUCUCGCAUAAAUAUCUGGUGCAGCACCGGCGAGUUCAUCUGGAUGACCGUCCUCUUAAGUGCCCUUGGAAGGGCUGCAAGAUGACAUUCAAGUGGGCAUGGGCUCGAACUGAACACAUUAGGGUUCACACAGGUGCUCGUCCUUAUGUGUGCGCCGAGCCAGGCUGUGGGCAGACAUUCCGGUUUGUGUCAGAUUUCAGUCGCCACAAGCGGAAGACUGGUCAUUCAGCAAAGAAGGGAAGGGGAUAAUUUCAAUGGAAGAGGAAUGUAAUUUUUCAUUGCUAGCUAAUAUGUUGUUCAAUUGACAGGGUUAGGGCUAGGUUUCAACAUAGGUUUAGGUUUUCUCUGCAAUUGCCAUUCAGAGCAACUGUUAAUUCUGCUUGCCUGGGGUCUUCAUUGGACCCAGUUGUUUACUGCCACCAGAGCAAUUGCUUGGAUGUUCAACAUUCUUAUCCAAUGAAUCUUACAUGCUAAUCC